AUGAUGAGUAGUAUGGGCAAGAGGGCUCAUGGUGAAGUUGAGGGUGCUGUAGGUGACGAGGAGUUGAAGAGACAGAAACAGGACGAGGGGAACAUCGAUGCUGCUCUUUUAAACGAAGUUGGUGACGAUCCGCAUCAUGAUGGUGGUCAGGAUAAUCCUUAUGAUACUACUGCAGCUGCAGUGGCCAAUGCUGCUUAUAGUGAUUUGAUUCAGCAUCCUGGAGAGGAGAAGAGUAAGAGGAAAGAUAAUGAGGGAGUGGAUGAGGAGGAUGAGGAAGAAGAAGAGGAAGAUAUGGAUGACCAUAUUAAGGACCCCGAUCAUAUACCUGAAGCCGAAAACGAAGGCUAUGGGAAGAGUAAAGGCUUGGAUGAUGAAGAUGAAGAGGACGAUGAGGAUGAGGGAAAGAAAUUGUUUGGUGGAAUGGUUGGGAAUGGCAGGCGUGGACGUAAGAGUGCUCCAACGACUGGGUCUGAUGAGUGGAAGAGACAGCGUAAGGACUCGCAUAAGGAAGUUGAACGUAGACGUCGUGAGAAUAUCAAUACUGCAAUUAACAAGUUGAGUGAAUUGCUUCCUGUGAAGGAGUCUAGCAAAGCUACGAUAUUGGCCCGUGCUGCAGAGUAUAUCCAAAAAUUGAAGGAAACUGAGAGUGCCAAUAUAGACAAGUGGACUUUGCAAAAAUUGUUGAGCGAACAGAACCAGUCCCGUUUGACUAGUGCCAAUGAUAGGCUACAGGAUGAGUUGGGUAAGGCUUAUAAAGAAAUUGAAGAGCUUAAACAGACUUUAAAACAGGCGGGACUCCCUUAUGGGGAGUCACAGGCUGGUAGGCACGAUCAGUAG
This is a messenger RNA of Torulaspora delbrueckii, 837 nucleotides long. RefSeq names its product Cbf1p (gene CBF1). The transcript has a single exon. Gene Ontology annotation, cellular component: nucleus. The coding region runs from base 1 to 837 and encodes 278 amino acids. Gene Ontology annotation, molecular function: protein dimerization activity; DNA-binding transcription factor activity. NCBI's taxonomy places the organism in Eukaryota, Fungi, Ascomycota, Saccharomycetes, Saccharomycetales, Saccharomycetaceae. The record is from RefSeq and is a predicted model, not a curated record.